AUGACAUCAACUUGGGCAACGCAAGCCUCUUCAACCCAGUAUGUUUCGCCAACACUGCGACCCACAAACCCAUGGGCCCAGCAAACCUUCACCGGCACCUUUAGGCCGCCAAACCCACAAGCUCACUUCUUGCCUCAUGACAAGAGUGAGAUGGCAGUGACUGAUGCAGGUACGCCACAUUUCGCAUCUUUUUCGAGUGCCCCUUCCUCAAUGCUCGUGGAUCAGGCUCAGUCCCAUACCUAUUCUGGUGAAACUGCCAGCUGCGCUAUGGAAAGAAUCAUGAGCAUGAUUGUAAGUGAAGUGGGAAAAGAGCAAGACAGAUUUGCCGCACUGCAAGAGAGUAAUCGUGUUUUGGAGCUGGAGUUGAAGCAUGUUCAGAGGCGCCGCGAAGAGGCACAGCGUGCCCUGCGCGAGAUUGAGCAUCUUUCACUGUCUCUAGCAGCUUUUCAUGAAGAGCAAUUGCAGCUGCUUCAAGAAUUACGACGACAAUGA
Messenger RNA from Trypanosoma conorhini, 492 nucleotides. RefSeq lists its product as uncharacterized. The record is from RefSeq and is a predicted model, not a curated record. NCBI's taxonomy places the organism in Eukaryota, Euglenozoa, Kinetoplastea, Trypanosomatida, Trypanosomatidae. The coding region runs from base 1 to 492 and encodes 163 amino acids. The transcript has a single exon.